Suillus discolor is the source of this 480-nucleotide messenger RNA. RefSeq lists its product as uncharacterized. Bases 1 to 480 code for a protein of 159 amino acids. Lineage: Eukaryota; Fungi; Basidiomycota; Agaricomycetes; Boletales; Suillaceae. The record is from RefSeq and is a predicted model, not a curated record. The transcript has 3 exons.
AUGACGGAUGAUCGCGUAUUAUGCUUCGAUUUCCUUUACUACAUAAGCGCGCAUCAUACACUGGAAUGGGAAUUAGACUAUUCUCCUGCAUGGAGAUUUGUAGGCCAACACAUGCGAUGGACUGCAAGCAUGGAUAAAUUUGCCGAUCCGCAUGCCCGACGCGCCAUGAAUGUACCAGUAACGGAGCCAACACCUCCCUAUAUAUACAUCCACAUAUGGUACGGUGACUUCAGCCAGAAAUGCGAGGAGUUUCCUGUGGAUCAGUGCUUCGCCUCGUUGUCUGUCAUUGCGCGCCGGGUAUCCGAGGUGCAAGAAGAGCUUCGGACACGAAAAGGGAUUGAUGACACACAUGUUAUCAUGAGGAGCGACGAAAGGGACCCGGAAUGGUGGUCAGAGGUUAGGGCGUUGGGGUGGAUGUGGGUAGAUUAUGCAGCGGAGCAGACAGGAGAUCUAUGGAAAAUGGCAUCCGGUGUUCAUUAA